Molecule: messenger RNA, 1026 nt
Organism: Cotesia congregata
Lineage: Eukaryota; Metazoa; Arthropoda; Insecta; Hymenoptera; Braconidae
Source: the annotation of a GenBank genome assembly
AUGAUGACUAAAAUAAAAAUGUUCGGCAGCCUGAAACGUUGCGCGCGAUGUCAAGCAGCAAUCCUGUCAUCAGAGCUGGUGAUGCGAGCCCGAGAGCUGGUGUUCCACGUCCGAUGUUUCUCCUGCACAAUAUGUGCCGUCCCGCUGACGAAAGGGGACACAUUUGGCAUGAGAAACGGCGUGGUCCUGUGCCGCUCUGACUACGAAAUGGGUGCUGAGAUGCAUCCCUCUCAGAGUCCCCCGGUGCCCGUUUAUCCUCCGGGACCUCAUUAUCCCGGGCAGUCGUUUCCGUCCCCGGACUUUCUGCACCAUCAGCCGCACCAUCAUGGCGUCUCGAGCCAUCCUCACCAUACCAUGCAUCCUCAGCAUCCUCAUCAAUUAACCCACGCCAGUCCAGUACCACUUCAACCGUCGACGCCCUCAGGUCCUGAAGUAGGCUCCCCGCCGAAAGUCCCCUACUUCAACGGGACUGCUCAGGCUGUCGGUGGAGCUGCUGGAGUUCCUCCACCCAGACAAAAAGGUCGUCCGAGGAAAAGGAAGCCCAAGGAUUUAGAAGCUAUGACUGCUAGUCUAGGUUUUCUUCUCACGAAAAGCAGCACAAGACUCGGCUGCUGCGGAUCGGUGCGAUCGCUAUCGAGUUCUCGUGGUACAAGGCAAAACAACCCGUCGAGAAACACAAACGUUUUACACAACAUGAGGUUAAAACAUCUGAAUUCAGAGUACAUUGAUAUGCCGUUUGGACGCGGCCCAGGUACGCCGGGUAUGCCAGGCUCAAACAGCCGGACCAAGCGGAUGAGAACAAGCUUCAAACAUCAUCAGCUAAGAACGAUGAAGAGUUAUUUUUCCAUCAAUCACAAUCCAGACGCAAAAGAUCUUAAGCAGCUUUCGCAGAAGACCGGAUUGCCAAAGAGGGUACUACAGCUGUAUGGCAACAGCGCCGGAAGUGGAGGACCUCCUAUGAGUCCUCCUUUUAUGCUCGGAGGGCCUCAUAGCCCUGCUUCACUUGGCUCGCUCGAUUGUGCGUAA